AUGUCGACAACUACCACUACAGUGACCAGUGAGAUCAGCUCACUCCGUCUCUCUGCUGAAGAAGUCCGACUUCCAGCCCCUCGAGAUGACCGAAAGUCACGCCUGCAACAAGUCGUCGUGAUCCCCCAGCUAUUCGCCGUCACUCUCACGGCCAGUGUGAUCAAUGGCUUGGUUGUAGUCGGGCUCCCCACCAUCACUGCAGACCUCCAGCUGCCCCCUUCGCUCUCCCUAUGGCCAUCCUCGGUAUGCAGUCUCGCCACGGCCUCUACACUUCUUCUGUCCGGCUCAAUUGCAGACACAAUUGGCCCACGAUGGGUGGAACUAGUCGGAUCUCUCGCCAGUGGCGCCCUGAUGCUUGGACAGGGUCUGUCGCAAACUGGCAUUGAGCUGGUGAUCAUGCGAGCCUUCCAGGGUGUCGGUCUCUCAAUGCACCUCGCCUCUUCGGUGUCCAUUGUUACCCAACUUUUACCCCCUGGCUGGUACAUAGCCGGAGGAAUCACUCUCUUCUUCACUGUCAUCGGAUUGUGGUCGUUACCGAAGAGCCCCGUCCAGCGAGAUGGACACAUCCUGCGCAAUGUCCGAACCAAGAUCGACUGGGUGGGAGCUGGACUUGCUUCAGCAUUUAUGGCUUUGCUCUGCUACCUGCUCGCCAUCCUCAGCGCAAACCCCUCCCGCAUCCGCUCCGCAGAAAGCAUCAUCAUCCUCUGCGUCGCCGCCAUCGCCCUCCCCACCUUCAUCACCUGGGUCCAUUUCCAAGUCAAGCGCGGCAAACCAGCCCUAAUCCCCAACGCACUAUGGAGAAACACCUCUUUUUCGAGCAUCUGCGCGACAGUCGCCCUCUCCAACGCAGUAAUCAACUCCAUGGAACUCUUCGCCAGUUUAUUCUUCCAAGAAAUCCAAUCCCUCAGUGCCCUCGGCGCCUCGAUCCGCAUCCUCCCCAGCCUAAUCGUCGGCGUGCUCAUCAACCUCGUAAUCGGCUUCUUCGUACACCGCAUCCCCGCCUACUGGAUCGUAACCAUCACCUCCUUCUUCUGCGCCUUCUCCCCACUCCUCAUGGCUGUUAUCAACCCAGCCUGGACAUACUGGGCGAAUGCCUUCGUCGCGCAACUCCUGCAGCCCAUUAGCGCGGACGCGCUCUUCACGGUAGGGUUGAUCGUUAUCACGAAUGUGUUUCCGGAUGAUACGCAGGCGUUGGCCGGGGCGGUGUUUAAUACCUCGGCGCAAUUUGGGAGUGCGUUGGGAAUGGCGGUGCUGCAGGUGAUUUCGACGGUUGUGACUGAGGAGAAGGAGAAGGGUGGAGAGAGUGAGAAGAGGGCAUUGAUGGAGGGAUAUCGGGCCAGUUUUUGGACUAUGUUUGGGUUGAUGGUGGUUUGUACGGCGGUGGGGUUCUUUGGGUUGAGGAGAUCGGGGAGGGUGGGGUUGAAGAGGGAUUAG
Molecule: messenger RNA, 1434 nt
Organism: Aspergillus luchuensis
Lineage: Eukaryota; Fungi; Ascomycota; Eurotiomycetes; Eurotiales; Aspergillaceae
Exons: 4
Coding region: 1-1434 (477 amino acids)
Biological process (GO): transmembrane transport
Cellular component (GO): membrane
Molecular function (GO): transmembrane transporter activity
Source: RefSeq, a predicted model, not a curated record